Molecule: messenger RNA, 342 nt
Organism: Cyclocybe aegerita
Lineage: Eukaryota; Fungi; Basidiomycota; Agaricomycetes; Agaricales; Hemipholiotaceae
Source: the annotation of a GenBank genome assembly
AUGGACCAGGGAUCUUCGAGUGGAGAUCGUCCGUGUUCUGGCACAACAUACGUUAUAUCCGCCCUCCAGAUCCACCCUCGUAAACUCUCACUCUUCUGCAAUACGGUAACCCCUUCUGCCAUCUGGCUCGUCUUCAUGAAUCCACCAGUCCAUCGCCUCGCAUUCCCGCCAGUCUCUCCUCCGUCAACUACAGCCGCUCCUUUAUCUAUGGUCACCCUUCCUCCUGACGUUCAACGACUGGAUUCGACACGCCCCUCUCGACUACGUGUCAUCCUGACAAACAAACGAUCACCCUCGUCCUUUGGGAGGCGUUCGAUCGUUCAUGGUGCAGAUUAUUUUUGA